AUGAAGCCAAGCGCAGAGAAGGCGAACGAUGACAACGUGAACUGGGACAUGGUGUACCAGCGGGCAUGUCGACAGAAAGCGUGUGCGAUCCAGAUGUGUCUGUCACGACACAAGUACCAAGAGUCCAAGUGCCAAGCCGAGAUUGACGCGUACAAGGCAUGCUGCACAAAGGCACGGGGGCGAGAUGAAGCAUCCAGACAACAGCGUCACGAUGCGUCCGCUUCCUCCUCCAUCAAUGCAACGAACGAGCACGUAACAUAA
Aphanomyces astaci is the source of this 261-nucleotide messenger RNA. RefSeq lists its product as hypothetical. The record is from RefSeq and is a predicted model, not a curated record. Bases 1 to 261 code for a protein of 86 amino acids. NCBI's taxonomy places the organism in Eukaryota, Oomycota, Saprolegniomycetes, Saprolegniales, Verrucalvaceae. The transcript has a single exon.